AUGGCGUCCGACAUGAUGCUGGCGUUCAUGCUGCAGCUACUACAGGACCUAGUCGCUCAUCUGCAGCAGAACCUUCUCGUCCUGUACCGCCUGAACGAGCAGACGAGGCUGAUGAACAACAACAUCCAGCACAUUCUGGACUCACCGCGGAGCAGGACUCGACGGAGGGCCCGGAGGGAGCACUGGGUCCGACCCGGGAGAACCAGCAGCUGGUGGGACAACUUUGCGAGCGGCGCUGUGGAGGACAGCGAGUGGACUGAGAACUUCCGCAUGUCCAGAGCCUCUCUUCUCGGCCUGACCGAACAACUUCGUCCAUAUAUCGAGGGCCAGACGACCAACAUGAGAGCGCCGAUCGACGCGCUGAAGAGAGUCGCGCUCACCGUGUACUACCUGAGCGGCGACGAGGGCGGACUGCGGAAGACCGCGAACGCCUUCGGAGUGUCGCGGCAGGCGGUUUCCGUCCUUCUUAGGCAGACGUGCAAAGCCAUCGCGGCCCACCUGGGUCCAAAAUACAUCAAGCUGCCUUUCACGGAGCCGGACGCCGAAGACCUGGUUUUGGGCUUCUUGAACGCGCACGGCAUGCCGCAGUGUUUGGGGGCGGUGGACAGCACCCACAUCGAGAUCAAGCAGCCCCCGCUCAACCCUGCGGACUACAUCAACAGCAAAGGCAGGUACUCCAUUAACGUGCAGGCCGUCUGUGACUACAGGUACAGGUUCAUGGAUGUGGUGGUGAAGUGGCCUGGGAGCGUGCAGGACGCUCGGGUCUUUGCCAACUCCAGGGUGAACCUGUGCUUCAAGUCGGGCAAGAUCCCUGCUCUGAAGAAGCAGAUCGUGGAUGAGGAGGAGGCCAUACCCAUUUUUCUCCUCGGCGACUCAGCCUACCCUCUGCUGCCUUUUCUCAUGAAGGACUUCUCAAGCGGAUGCUCCACACCCCAGGAGCAAUACUUCGAGUUGUGUCUGUGCAGCGGGCGCGUGGUCAUCGAGUGCGCCUUUGGUCGCCUUAAAGCAAGAUUUGGUGCUCUGAGGAGGCCCAUGGACAUCAACCUGAGAGAUCUGCCCCACGUCAUAUACACGUGCUUCGUGCUGCACAAUUACUGCGAGGCCAACGAGGACCCUGUAGACGAGCACGGUUUGUGGGAGGCGAUGCAGGGCGACAGGGACUCGCAACCUCUGACACGAAUCUGUGAUUACGUGACUGACUCUAAUGAGGAGGGCAAGAGAAUUAGGAGAGUUCUAACCAAGUACCUCGACCCGUAA
Molecule: messenger RNA, 1257 nt
Organism: Nematolebias whitei (Rio pearlfish)
Lineage: Eukaryota; Metazoa; Chordata; Actinopteri; Cyprinodontiformes; Rivulidae
Product: putative nuclease HARBI1
Exons: 1
Coding region: 1-1257 (418 amino acids)
Source: RefSeq, a predicted model, not a curated record